Messenger RNA from Paramecium sonneborni, 772 nucleotides. The record is from the annotation of a GenBank genome assembly. Lineage: Eukaryota; Ciliophora; Oligohymenophorea; Peniculida; Parameciidae.
CCUGUUGUAGAUUUCCAACAAUAAUUAUUUGAUGUAUCUUUUGCUAUUUAACAAGCAGUUUAUGUAAAAUUUGUAUAACUAGUACAUGCAGCAACUUUGUUUGUACAUUUAGUACCUGUCCAUAUGCAUCCUGUUAAAAAAUUAUCACAUUCUGAUUAUGAAUUAGCAGCAUUUAAUAAAUCACAAGUUCUUUCGGAACAUGUAGAAUUUUAAUAGUAACAUUUUGUUCCACUCUAAUUUAUUGUAGAAUCGCAAAGUUAAGAAGUCAUUGUAGUAUAUGAACCACAUGAUGCUGCAUUUAUACAAGAAUUAUCAAUCCCACUGUAUCUACAACUUGGAGCAUAUUCUAGGCAAUCUUCAUGAGAAUUAGCAUCCUUUUUUUCAGAACAUUCACUUUCAACACAAGAAUUUCUUCUAGUGCAUUAUAAUCCAUUUCCAUAAUAUUAAGAACAUGUACUCUCAUUUCCUGUAAAUGUACUACAAGCUAAAGAUUUAUUCUAGCAUCCUGUUCCAUUAAAUACACAACCCUUUAGAAAAGAUGCACAAUCAUCAUUACCAUUUGCUGAUAUCUUAUGAGAGCAUUUUUUAUCCACGCAAUUACCACCAGAUUCCCACCAACAUUCAACCCCAUUACCGAUAAAUUUAGAACAAAUAUCUGUAGAAUUUCCUGAAUACUAUGUACAUGGAAUAUCAGGAGUAACACAUCCAUUUCCAUUAGUUAGACAACCAGUCAAAUGAGUAUGACAUUCACUAUUAGAUGUAGCAGUAGUAU